This is a messenger RNA of Zasmidium cellare ATCC 36951, 1485 nucleotides long. RefSeq lists its product as uncharacterized. Bases 1 to 1485 code for a protein of 494 amino acids. The transcript has a single exon. NCBI's taxonomy places the organism in Eukaryota, Fungi, Ascomycota, Dothideomycetes, Mycosphaerellales, Mycosphaerellaceae. The record is from RefSeq and is a predicted model, not a curated record. Gene Ontology annotation, molecular function: zinc ion binding. Gene Ontology annotation, cellular component: cytoplasm; nucleus.
AUGGCGCAAGAAACGAACGGAACACAUCCCAAUGGCACCAAAUCGCUCGCCCAAGACCUCUUCGAGGACAUGGGCAGGAAGGUCGAUCAAGCGAAUGGCGAAGACAGCGAUCAGAAAGUCGUCGAGGAGAUCGAGUCUCUCUGCAUGAACUGUCACGAAGAUGGCCUUACAAAACUACUGUUAACGAGGAUACCAUUCUUCCGCGAAAUCGUCAUCAUGUCCUUCUCAUGCGACCACUGCGGCUUUCACAACAACGAGAUCCAAUCCGCCGGGCAAAUACAACCGAAGGGUGUCAAGUAUGCGUUACGAGUCGAGAAAGAUGAGGAUUUGCAGAGGCAGGUCGUCAAGAGCGAUGUAUGCGCAUUCAGGAUAGAGGACAUCGAUUUGGAGAUCCCGCCUGGCAAGGGGAGAUACACGAAUAUUGAGGGUAUCAUUUCGAGUGUCAAGCAAGAUCUGGAAGCUCAUCAACAGGCGAGGAUGGAGCAGAUGCCGGAAGUUGGUGAGAAGGUAGCGGGUAUCAUCUCCACAUUGGACGAGAUGGUAUCAGGACGAAGAUACCCAUUCAUGGUGUCGGCCGACGAUCCUAGUGGGAACAGCAUGAUCGAGCCAAAACCUGGAGAUGCAGCUGGCAAGUGGGCGAAGAGCGAGUACAACCGAACACCUACACAGAACGCAGCGCUUGGACUGGGAGAUGAUGUGCCACAACCUGGAUCAGAAGCCCCAGAAACCGAGCUCCGACCAGAAUAUCAUUCUACCAAUCUUGUAGGUGCCGAGGAGGCGACUGCUGUGCAAGGGAACAACGUUGAUCAGGAUGACAUUGUCGAGAACCAAGUCUACAGCUUCCCAGCUUCAUGUCCUGGCUGUACCCGACCCUGCGCAACAAAUAUGAAGAUGGUCAACAUUCCAUACUUCAAGCAGGUUGUGCUUAUGUCGACAGUCUGCGAGCACUGCGGAUAUCGGAGUAACGAAGUCAAAACUGGUGGAGAGGUACCAGAGAAGGGUGAGAGGAUCACGCUCAAGGUCAGCACCGCAGAAGACCUGGCACGAGAUAUCCUCAAAUCCGAAAGCGCAUCCCUACAGUGUCCAGAACUACAACUCCGUGUCGAGCCCGGAACAAUGGGUGGCCGCUUCACGACCGUCGAGGGUAUCAUGACGCAGAUCCGAAAAGACUUGCGAGCACAAGCAUUUGGUCUCGAAGACGGCGAUGCCGAGCUCACAGAGAACCACGAUUCGAUGUCAACAGACAGCAAGAAACUCUGGGAAGACUUCUUCGAAUCAUUGACGAGCGCCAUUGAAGGACGAAAAGAGUUCACAUUGAUUUUGGAGGAUCCUCUCGCGGGAAGCUAUGUCCAAAGUUUGACUGCGCCUGAGCCGGACCCUAAGAUCGAGCUGGAGCAGUAUAAGAGGACGGACGAAGAGGAAGAGGAUCUUGGAUUGAAGGAUAUCAAGACGGAGGGAUAUGAGCAGGAGAGUGGGACGUCGUAA